Thermothielavioides terrestris NRRL 8126 is the source of this 1726-nucleotide messenger RNA. RefSeq lists its product as uncharacterized. The record is from RefSeq and is a predicted model, not a curated record. The transcript has a single exon. Lineage: Eukaryota; Fungi; Ascomycota; Sordariomycetes; Sordariales; Chaetomiaceae. The coding region runs from base 146 to 1492 and encodes 448 amino acids.
ACUCUCAGCGACCUGACAAAUCUGUUCGCACCAAACACGCCCACAAUCUCGGCGCAUCCGACGCCUCCCAGAGCUUUGCAUACGCAUCGUACUCGAUACAGCACCUUUCGCUUACUGAGAGAGAUAUAACCAAGCCAAACCAACCAUGUCCGACCUCAGGAGGAGGGCGCUCGCGGGAGGCAAGACGGUAUCGCGCAAGGCACGGUCGAAGCCAGAGUCGGGGUUAUCUUCCGGAAACCACACCCCGAAUGGCUCUCCAGGGAACUCGCGCGCGGGCUCUCGGGCCAACUCGCGGCCUGGCAGCCGCUAUGCAUCGGAAGACGAGUACGCCAGCGAGUCGGAGAACGACGACAUCAUGACGAUCAGCACCAACUCGGUUUCUGGCGAAGACGACCCCGGAAAUACGUGGGCAGAACGGCUCCAAGACCGUGUUGCCGAGCUCCAAGACCGCAAGCGGAGCAGCGUUCAGGGACGGGAGGCCACGCUUGGAGCGUACAACCACCUCCUCAAACACCAUUUCGCGCAGCGGCAGCUUGACAAGUCCGUCGCCGAACUCAUGCCCAUCCUGCUCAGGGGAAUCAGAAACGGAAGCAGCGACGAAGAGCGUUUGCGGACUCUCCAAGCCUUCACCUUGACCGUCCUCACCUGCUCGCCGGAAACCAUUUUCGAGCAAGCGCUCCCGAUCCUGAAAGCGGCCUGCCAGGACGCAGACGCGGAGAAUGUCAAAGUGGAAGCCAUCUACGCGCUGUGCAUCGCUGUAUCAUAUGGAGGAGGAUCGAGUACCGCCGCGGAGGAGACACUCGAUUUCUUUCUCGAGAUCAUCGAGAGCGACGGCCAGUCGGUUGGCGCACCAGACAGCGGUGCAGUGGUCACGGCCGCGCUUCAGGCUUGGGCGUUCGUGGCGAGCCACAUGGAGGACCUGACGGUCCAAAGCGAGGCGGCCAUCGAGGCCUUCAUCGAGCAACUGGACAGCUCGGAUCCCGAUGUUCAGACCAGCGCGGGGGUCAACAUUGCGCUUCUUUUCGAGGCUGCGCGCGAGUACGAGGAGGAAACGGGCGAGAGCUUCGACAUGCAAUACAACCAGCACCGGAUCAUGACUCGGAUGGCCGAGAUUGUGCGUGACUCGUCCAAGUCGGUGUCGAAGAAGGGGCGUCGACACCUUCGCUCGAACUUUUCCAGCAUCGUCACAUCACUCGAGCGCGGCAAGGGGCCGGGAUACUCGACGGCCGGGCGUGCAGGGCCCAACCCGCACACUGGCGGGCCGAGGACUGACGAGCAGGGCGAGUUCCGGGAGUUUGGGUAUCGGGAGAGGAUCCGCAUUUACAACCAGUUUCUGCUCAUCAACACCUGGUCCCUGCACUCGAGAGCGGAGCUUCUCAAGACCUUGCUUGGCGGCGGGUUCGGCAUCCACUACCUGGAGAACCCCAUCGUCAAGGACAUUCUCGGCAGCGCAGAUGUGGAGUACAUCCCGAACGCGAAGUCAAGGAAGUGAGGCAUCGGUAAGACAGUUGGAAUUGCAUCAGAUUAUUGGCAUGAGAAAGAAUUUUUCCUCUUUUUCGGCGUCUCUCGGUCAGGAGUGAGUUUACAGAGCUUUUCCGAAUACGGAACUACCAGGUAGUUGGUUGCGCAUCCUUGAACGACCUUGGGGUUUGUACUGUAUUUGUGCUUCACCCACACGCAGGAGUCCGCAAGUCCGGGUUUGGGACAACAUGUCUUGUGGCUUUGC